AUGACUUUCUCUGUCUCGACCAACGGUGCCGGUGGAGAAGCUCCGCCCAAGCCCAUCGAAGCCACCGAUGCAUACCGCAACAAGUACCCAGUUGCCUACGAACAGUCCAAGCUGCCAUUCGAUGCUCCCAGACGGGUGAAAGUCAUUGUCGCUGGUGCAGGCAUCAGUGGUAUCUCCUUUGCCCACGCCGUAGAAAGCGGCCAACUGCCCAAUGUCGAUCUCCAGAUUCUGGAAAAGAACGCUGGGUUGGGAGGAACGUGGCUGGAGAAUCGCUACCCCGGAUGUGCCUGUGACAUCCCGUCCCAUAACUACCUGUUCACCUGGGCACCGAACCCCAAAUGGUCCUCGUUUUAUGUGUCGGCUCCGGAAAUUCUCGAGUAUAUCGAGAACGUGGUCGACAAGUUCGAUUUGGGAAAAUAUAUCACGACGAGUCGCAAGAUCACUGGGGCCCGCUGGGACGAGCAGAAACAAAAAUGGAUCGUCACCAGCAAGCAGACUGAUGGUCGUCGCACAAUCGUUUCUGCAAAGGGCAUUACCGAUGGAGAAGUGGGCAAUGAUAUCGUCGAGGAAUGCGAUGUUUUCAUCAAUGCCAGCGGCUACCUGAACAACUGGAGAUGGCCCGAUCUUCCUGGUCGCGAAGAGUACCAAGGCAUCCUAGCCCACAGCGCCAACUACGACCCCGAGAUUGACCUCCGCGGCAAAAGAGUCGCCGUUAUUGGCAACGGAAGCAGUGGGAUCCAGGUCACUGCAGCUGUGCAGAAAGUGGCGAGCCAUGUUGGGGCGUACAUACGUUCCCCGACUUGGGUGACGGCGAACUUGGGCUCCAGGUUCAUCGGCCAAGGCCAACCCAACAUGACCUACGACGAGGAGCAGCAGAAGAAGUGGAUGGAGAAUCCAGAAGAGUAUCUUACCCUGCGCAAGGAGAUUGAGAAGGAGCUCAACUUCCGAUUCCCCUUGUAUAUCCGCGGAAGCUCGUUUCAGGAAAUGGCUCGAAAGGCCACGACCAGCGACAUGCGCACCAAGCUUGAGAAGAAGCCCGAAGUCGCCGACCUGGCUAUCCCUUCUUUCGGUGUUGGAUGUCGUCGCCCGACUCCCGGGCCAGGCUAUCUUGAAGCGCUCGCCUCCGAGAACUGUGAGGUGGUCUGGGGGGACAUCAGCUCCUUUACCAAGACCGGACUGAGAUCCCACGAUGGCAAGGAGCGUGAAUUUGAUGUAAUCAUCGCCGCAACAGGCUUUGACAUGUCCUUUAUACCUCGUUGGCCCGUUGUCGGACGAAACGGGGUGAACCUCCAGACCGAAUGGGCGAAGGAUCCGGCCUGCUACAUGUCCGUGCUAGCGCAGGAUAUGCCAAACUACUUUGUGUAUAUGGGACCGGGGAGCCCAGUCGGUCAUGGAAGCAUGAUCACCUCCAUUGAACGCAUCACCCUGUAUGUGGUGGAUAUGAUCCGGAAGCUGCAGCGCGAGAACUAUUCCUCGUUCCGCCUCAAGGACGGCAAAGCCAAGGCCUACCAGUUCCAGAUGCUGUCGUGGCUACAGAAGACCGUCUGGGGCGACCCAUGCCAGAGCUCAUUCAAGAAUGGCAACAAAGACGGCGCAUUGCAUGCGUUCCACCCGGGAUCUCGGCUGCACUACUUUGAAUUGCUUCGCCGGCACCGGUAUGAGGACUUCGAGUGGGAAAGCCGAUGCCCUGAGCCUGAAUUGGACUUUGCCUGGCUCAAUAAUGGGUUCCUUUCACAUGAGCUAUCCCCAGAAGAAGCGGCUGAUCCAACCUGGUACCUGAACCAAGAUUCUGCCAUUCUGACGAAGUUUCUGGACGGAGUAAAGGCUUGA
Messenger RNA from Aspergillus puulaauensis, 1830 nucleotides. Its product is annotated as flavin-containing monooxygenase. The record is from RefSeq and is a predicted model, not a curated record. NCBI's taxonomy places the organism in Eukaryota, Fungi, Ascomycota, Eurotiomycetes, Eurotiales, Aspergillaceae. Gene Ontology annotation, molecular function: NADP binding; flavin adenine dinucleotide binding; N,N-dimethylaniline monooxygenase activity. The coding region runs from base 1 to 1830 and encodes 609 amino acids. The transcript is spliced from 3 exons.